AUGUUUAUAGCAGGAUGUGGUGAAGUAUUUAUUUGGGUGUUUCUCGAUUAUUUGGUUUAUGCGAUACAGUGCCUAAUGCAGACAUUGGUGGUUCAGUUGGGUUGGGAUGGUUGUGAAGGAUGGCAUGCUACUGGGUCAUACUAUUUUGCAUUGUUAGGGUCACGCACAUUGCUCCGAAUUUUUCUUCUAGGAUUUGUAUUCACCGAAAAUUAUGGCAGUAUUAUUAUACCUUCCUGCUCUGGAGCUUUCCACCAUGGAAGCCAAAUUGGCUCAGGCUCGUAG
Messenger RNA from Sphenostylis stenocarpa, 282 nucleotides. The record is from the annotation of a GenBank genome assembly. Lineage: Eukaryota; Viridiplantae; Streptophyta; Magnoliopsida; Fabales; Fabaceae.